AAGUAAAACAAGACAAAUAUCUCAAGUGCAGAACUCUCAGCGUUGAAAACUGAAAUUGCCCAUUCUGUUCUUUAAUAACUGUCAUAAAUAAAAAAAUUCAUUCUUCUCAGUAUAAUCAGACACUACCAGCUGCUGCAACAGCACUUCAAUCAGAAUCUCCGGCGACAGAUGGCGUCUUCGGAACCACCGGCUUUCCAGGAGUCAGAUCGCUGCGACGUUUGCAAAUGCAGCUUCAGCACUUUCCGACGAAGACAUCAUUGUCGACGAUGUGGAAGGACAUUGUGUCACGAGCAUUCUUCAAAUCAAAUGGCUUUACCGCAAUUUGGCUUGCUUUCCAGUGUUCGAGUUUGUGCUGAAUGUUAUAAUGAUUCUUCUAGAUCAGGCCAAGCUAAACCACAGACUUCCUCAGAUGUAAUUUAUUCUGUAACAGAUGAAGUUUCUAGAUUAGAUAUUGGCGAGGAAACAUGUUCAAAAGCUGAAUCAGAUAUACAGAGUAAAUCCACAGCAGGUGUUAUCGAGUGCAAAUGUGGGAUGCCUUUGUGCAUAUGUGAAGCUCCAGCUCCUCCAGCAGAAGCAGUUCCUAUUCAGAUGAAAAUGCCUUCUACAGCUAUUUCUCAGUCAAAUCCAAAACCAAAGAAGAAUGACUCUAUUUCUAGGAACAGAGGUUCUACUUCAAACAACAAGCCCAGUUCGGUUUUCCAUCAUGGUCAGAUUAGCACUGAUGGUAAUGAGAGACCGCAGAUAGAUUAUGAAGUCAAUGGGGAGGGUUUGAGGGAAGCCAUAAAGAAUGGUGAUACUGCUGCAGUCAAGAAGCUAUUGAGUGAGGGCGUUGAUGCAAACUACCGCGACAGGCAAGGACUGUCGCUGUUGCAUUUGGCUGCAUUAUUUAACCGAACUGAUAUAGUUUUUACCCUCAUGGAUUCUGGAGCUACUCUGGACUACAAGAAUGCACAAGGGGAAACUCCACUGGACUGUGCUCCUGCAACUUUGCAAUACAAGAUGAGAAAGAAAAUGGAAGAACAUGGGCAGCAGGACCCACAUACCGCCAUUUGAGUUCAGAUACAUCCUCUUCAUCUUUACCCUUGCACAUGCAUGUUCUAAAGAAAAAAAAAACUUCACAUGCAAGCUGUCCAUUCCCUUGGAGAAAUCAAUCUGAUUUUGCUUCGUGGGUUGGAUUUAUGUAACGCAAAUCAUUUCUAGUGAUGGCACUGAGGAUUUUUAUGAGAUUCCUAUAGUGAAUCACUUCUUUUAGUGGCUACAAAACCGGACUUUCGUUAUAUAUGUGUAUGCAUAUGAUCUUUGUUGAUAUUGGGACUUAUGUUUACCCAAUUUUGCAAUGAUUUGUAUUGUACAUAAAACAAGAUAAGAUUGAACUUUGCGUCUUUACGUGUCGAA
Messenger RNA from Mercurialis annua (annual mercury), 1395 nucleotides. RefSeq lists its product as uncharacterized. The coding region runs from base 169 to 1053 and encodes 294 amino acids. Gene Ontology annotation, cellular component: ESCRT-0 complex. Gene Ontology annotation, biological process: protein targeting to vacuole; protein transport to vacuole involved in ubiquitin-dependent protein catabolic process via the multivesicular body sorting pathway. The record is from RefSeq and is a predicted model, not a curated record. Gene Ontology annotation, molecular function: ubiquitin binding; phosphatidylinositol-3-phosphate binding; metal ion binding. Lineage: Eukaryota; Viridiplantae; Streptophyta; Magnoliopsida; Malpighiales; Euphorbiaceae. The transcript is spliced from 10 exons.